AUGUCGAGGCUCGAACGAAGAGCCAUGACGCGGCACAGACCCAACAAUUCUGGCGGAUCCAUCAGCAGCAGCUCCGACGGCAGCUCGUUCGAUGGCACUGCCUCGGGCGAGGAGCGCGCUACCUCCGUCGGUGGGUCGUGGCGGAUGGCAAGAAAGGCAUCCGAGCCAAACUCACCACUCAGCGCCAGGCUCCCACUGCCGGCAGAAAAGGGCUACUUUGACGCCCCCAGCAUGGCGAGGAUGGAGAGCCACGACAGCUACCGCAUGCCCUGGUCGUCGCGCAAGUCCGAGGACGACAGCGACCCGGACUGGGACGAGGGCUUCUCGUGCUCCCUCGCCCACGACUUCGACCGCCUCCGCCGCGAGACCGAACAGCACGCCGCCACCAACCCAUCCGUCACGCUGCAGAACCGCCACAUGUGGCUCGACUCGCACUUUGACCGCCUGACGAUGAAGUACCGCUCGCAGCCGGGCGGCAAGAGGGCCGGCGACCGCGGCGGCCAAAGCAGCGGCAGCAGCCCCAACACCAGGGACAACAGGUCCGCGGCAGCGGCGGGCUCCAAGCCUCACUUCCUCGAUCUGAGCUCCAUCAUCUCUCCCGUGCCGCUCGACAUCACCACACCGCCGGCAUCGCAGCAAACGAACCCGGACGCCGGCCUCGAUACCGUCACCCCCAAGCCAUCCUUCGCCCAGCGCUUCGCCUCGACCGACGGCCAGGGCAAUGCUCGCUUCGGCAACGAGCUUAGAGCGGCGCGCCAGCCGCUGCAGCCCUGCUUCGGACCCAACAUGGUCCUCGCCGUCGGCAGCGCGUCCAGCGGUCCCACCAGCCGAAGCCUCAAGCUCAAGGCGUCGCAGGACAGCCUGCGCAGCGCCGCUGUGUCGCCGACGACGUCGACGUUUCCGCGCCCGGCCCUCCGCAGCCGCCGCAGCUUCGACAACCCUGCCGAGGUCCGCCGGAGGCAGAGGGACGAGCUGGAAAUGCAGAACGUCUUUGUCGUCGACGAGAACAUGGGGGGCGCAGGGGUGCCGCAGCUGCCAGACUGGGCGCGCCACCAGAACCGCGCCAACCAGGCGCUCCCGUCGAGCAUGCACGCCAAGAAGUCGUCCGACCCUUUCCGCGACGACCAGGGCAUCGCCAGCGCGGUCCCACUCGGCCUGCGCGCCUCGCCCAUGUCACGGGGCGUCAGCCACGACACGGCCAUGGCCAACCCGCCGACGCCGACGCGGUCUCGGCUGGGCACGCGGGCAUCGAGCGGCGCCCUGCGCAUCCGUGCGGACAGGUCGGCGAUGCCUGAAGCCUACCCGACGGACCUCUACUCUCCUAUAUCGCCCUCGUUCCCGCCGCCGCCUCCGAUGCUGCCGAUGCUCUCGUCGUCGCGGGCUUCCUGCGGCUCGUCGACCGGCUCCGACUCGAUGCCGCCCACGCCCAGCUCGGCGACCUUCAUCCGGCCGCUGGUCAACAUCACCCCGCCUCGAACCUCUACCAAGCCGUCGGACGGCCACCCGGUCGUCGCGUCGCCGCAGGAGAAGGAUUAUCAGCGGACGAUGAUGGCGCACCACUCGCACUCGCACCUCCCUCCUCACGCUGCCCGCGCUCGGUCGCCGUCGACGAGCAGCACCGACGAGGCCGAGGCGGUGGCUUGGUCUCGCAGCCGGGCGCACCUCAACGUGACGCCGCGCGCUGCCAAGGUGCCGCUGCACCACCGCCCCCCGAUGGCGCAGCACAGCAACAGCUACUCGCCGGGAGACCACCACGCCCACGCCUUGAUGUCGCCGCCGAGGAGCUCGAGCCUGCGACGCAAUCUGUCCGAGGCGGGCGAGGCCUCGGGUGCCGCCGUGGUUGCCUCCGAACUCCCAUAUGCAGACGAGCGGGACCAGCAGCAGCACGGGCGCCCCGAUCAGCUGCACAGCUCGUGGGGGUCCGAGAGCCACUACUCGAAUUCGGCCGAAGACGAUGCUGGUUCGGCGUACAUGUCCGCCGUCGAACAGCCGUCCGCCGAGCGGCCCGUGACGCCGCCCUCCUCGGGCGGCCGCGGUGUCGCUCUUGGUGCUGGUGCGGUCGCUGCUGCUGCUGCUGAUGCCGCUGCUGGCGUCAUGAACUCGAGGUGGAGCCCACCGACGCCCGUGUUGCAGUCGGCGUCGAUCUAUGGUCGGGGCCGGGCCAACUCGCGGGCCGACGAGUGGGCCUCGAGCAUCGGCCGCCGCUUUGCCAAGGGCGUCAACGCCAAGAUGGCUUGA
This is a messenger RNA of Pseudozyma flocculosa PF-1, 2238 nucleotides long. RefSeq lists its product as uncharacterized. NCBI's taxonomy places the organism in Eukaryota, Fungi, Basidiomycota, Ustilaginomycetes, Ustilaginales, Ustilaginaceae. The transcript is spliced from 2 exons. The record is from RefSeq and is a predicted model, not a curated record. The coding region runs from base 1 to 2238 and encodes 745 amino acids.